AUGGCGGAUUUCGUACUAAUUUUUUUUUUUUCAGAGCGAAAGGGAAAGCCGUGAGAAUGCCUUGCUCUGUGGCUCACUAUCUCCAGCACAAAUGGCACCAGCCGAAGUGGCACCAGUCCAAGUGGCACCAGUCCAAGUGCCUCCAGCCCAGAUGCCACCAGCACAAGUGCCACCAGCACAAGUGCCAUCAGCCCAGAUGCCACCAGCACAGGUCCGCAGCAGUCUGCUGCAAAUUCCCCACGGCUACCGUCGUACGGAGCAUAUCCAUCAGCUGAUGGAGAAUUUACAGCAACAAAUGGAUGUUCUGCAAAGGCAGGCUGAAGAAGCCGAUAAAGAGGAAGGACGAGGAGCAGGACAACAAGAGAUCGGACGAGGAAGAGAGCAAUGGGCAGGACGAGGAAGAGAACAAGGAGCAGGUCGAGGAAGAGGACAAGCGGCAGGGCGAGGAAGCAGGGGACCAGAGAGGAAGAAUCGAGAAGGAAAAAAAAGGAGAAGCGGGAUGCGGCCUAUUGGAAAUCACAAUAUUUUCAAUCCAGGAAUGAUCGUCGAGGUCCUCCACCUCCUCCUGGAGCAGGUCAAGGCAUGUUUGGCAAAGGCUCAGUGUUUUAUUUGAAUUGUGGAUAAAAUACUGAGUCUUGCUUUUAUUAGUUCCUACCCUCUCUGAUAUCAUAGCAUAUUUUUCAUAUUUUCCUAAAUCCAAGUAAGUCUCAAUUGCCCCAUUUCCUUGAAAUUGAAUUAAUAAUCAAUAUUUUUAACUUUAUUUCUCUCUUUCAGGUUUUCAUAUCUAUAUAUUAAAGCGCCUCACCAGUAUUGUAAAUUAAAUGGCUGAGCGAAUGGAUUCUUUUGCAUACU
Messenger RNA from Diachasmimorpha longicaudata, 852 nucleotides. RefSeq lists its product as uncharacterized. The record is from RefSeq and is a predicted model, not a curated record. Lineage: Eukaryota; Metazoa; Arthropoda; Insecta; Hymenoptera; Braconidae. Bases 92 to 613 code for a protein of 173 amino acids. The transcript is spliced from 2 exons.